UAUCACAUUAACCACAUUUUACACUUCAGCAUCCACUGCAGGAAACGCCUUCUGUGAUUUUAUUCAGACAGAAUACGCAAAGCAAGGAAAGCACUUUACACAUGGAAAUAAUGAUUCAGACGAUUUUCACGGGAUUGAAUUUGAAGCCAAGAGAAGACACAUUCAAAGAAUACAUCACAUUGGUUGGAAUUGAUGUGACAUACCUGUUAGUGAUCAUGUUGGCAGUCAUGAUUAUCAUAGGCAGCAUACAGGCUCUUCAAACAUUUUUCUAUAACAAUAUCACAGUCACAUUGGGAAUUGUCGUACUUGCUGCCGCUCUGCUUGUCUUCACGUUUGCGGUCAAGAAAAUUCAGGAAAACUUUUGGUAUUCUCAUAUUGCUUAUGGACUAAUCGUGCUACUCAUAUCCAUCGCAUACUGUUGUGUUUUUCAUAAAUUCGUUGCUCUCAAUAUUUUUAUAAUUUUGAAUGUGGCUCUAGCGCUAGCUGCUGCAGUCGUGUUAAUCGCUGUCAAUCUGAAACGCUUAGAUUUAACAGCGUUUACGGCAGUCGUAUUUCUUGCAGUGCUCAUUACAUUCAUAGGACUUCUAUCCAUGCUUCUCUCCGUUCUGCGUGUCCCAUUCUCUGAAGCUGUGAGCGAACUGUGCCUCUGUUUCGGUGCAAUGUUUGGUUUAUUUCUUCUUGGAAACACAGUACGCGGCUGUGUGGGUAAUCCACAUAUAUUCUGUUUUGCAAUGACUCAAGCGUUCUUUUUCUGGAUUUUCAUUACUCUCUUAUUCUCAGCUAUUUACUUGUUGACAUUACCUCCAAAAACUAAUGCUGAUGAAAACGAUCAAGAAAAACCUGAGUCUAAUACAAGUGGACAAGUAUACCACGUCAAGUAAAAAUUUCAAUUUUGGAAAUCCAUUCAGAAACGCUGAAUGUCAUACAAAAAUACUACAUUGCAUGAAUAUAUAUAGUUACUGAUAUAACGUAUAUGUUAAUUAUUUCUAUAAAUGUAGAUCCGCUAUUAAUAAUGAUGAUAUACAUUUAAUGAAUUGAAACAUAUCGUGUUUGAUUUUCCAAAAAAUGCUGAAAUUUGACAGUUUAAUCCGCGUGUAUUUAUAAGGGC
Molecule: messenger RNA, 1108 nt
Organism: Trichobilharzia szidati
Lineage: Eukaryota; Metazoa; Platyhelminthes; Trematoda; Strigeidida; Schistosomatidae
Source: the annotation of a GenBank genome assembly